Molecule: messenger RNA, 1361 nt
Organism: Gaeumannomyces tritici R3-111a-1
Lineage: Eukaryota; Fungi; Ascomycota; Sordariomycetes; Magnaporthales; Magnaporthaceae
Exons: 4
Coding region: 189-1175 (328 amino acids)
Source: RefSeq, a predicted model, not a curated record
GCCCCGCCUCCACACGUGAUGGCAAAUACCCGAAACGUCGCGUCGCGAAAAGCAAAGCUUCCUUCAAUGCAAAUCCCCACCACCACCUCAUUCUCGUCUUCUUGCGCCGCAUUCCGGGUGCGGUCUCGCCCUCUCUCUUAGUGACUCCGGGACCCCCGCUUGGCGAAGCCGCCCUUCCGCCGCAUGAGAUGGCCAUCUCGAACCUCAUUCCGGGCCUGGAAGUCACGGUCAAGGUCGACGGGGAGGCCGCGAUUGAGCAUGACGACGACGCCGCCUACGACGAGCCUUGCGCCGUAGAGUACGACUCUCCCGCCGGCGUUCGCGUCGUGAAAUACAUCGAGGCCAAGUCAGGAGCGCCCUUCUGUCUUACGAUCAAGCGAGCUAGCAAUUUCAACUUCCGUGGCGACCAGAUCGGAUGGUCUGUCGCCGUAGAUGGCGGCCGGGGAUGGUGGCAACAAGAGAUCAGCCUUCAAACCCCCAGGAGAGGCGCAGAAUGGGUGAGCCAAGUGGCCGGGUACUCUGAGGGUGAUCCUGUCUCUGGAUUCAUCAGGAAGUUUUGGAGGUUCGGGGAUUUGGACAUUGAAUCGGCCGACACACGCAGCACAGCCGAGGCGAUGGCGAAACAGACCUCGCUUGCAAAGUCCCUUGGAGUCAUCACUGUUACCGUGCAUCACCUGCUACGCCCAGAUCAGGUCACGACGCCGCGAGCCUUCCGCGAGGAGACAAAUACAGGCCCGGUCAACGAGAAGGCUCUGAAAGGCAAAGCCUUGAGUCUUAGAGCCGCCGCCAACCCCGAGCCCGGCGCACGGCCGAUGCCUUGUUCACGUCACUAUCAGUUCAAAUAUCUGGAUCCCAAGCGGCGCCCCUUUGCCGUGUUCGAGUUCCGGUACCGCACCAGAGAGGACCUCAUCAAGGAAGCUAUCUUACGGGCCCCGCCAAGCCCUACUCAGAAGACUCAUGAGAACCAGCCGGUGAUCCUGAUAGAUGAUGAAGAUGAUGGUAGUUCGUCACGCAUAGUCAAGGGGGAGGCCACAAUGGUCAAAGAGGAGAAGAAAAAUGCCACUGGAGGAAUCAAGCGAGAGGCAGGAGAGGCUAGCCAAGCUCCUCCUCCUCGCCGCAUCAAGCAGACCCGCCGUCCUGACGGAAAGUUCUUGGUCGACCUCACUGACGACUGAGGUCAAGACCUAAAAAGGCCCAGGGACACCGCUAUAACGAGGUGGCGGCGUUAGACAUUAGAAACUAGUAGUGACGUGGGGGUGGCGCUUCGUGAGGCAGGAGAUGUUCCGCGCGUGUUGGUAUCGAUGCAGGCAGGAAUCGCUCCCCACUGCGCGUCAAUGGAAUCAUCCCACCUCGCUCACCGA